CGAGACGUAACCUCGAUAUUCUUCCACAUCCACGCAAUCUAUCGAUAACUGCCACUUCACACGGCAGCAAAUCAAACUCCCGGAUUGCCUCAUGAAUAUGGUCAAGCUGGAGAUAAAUCCGAAACAUGGCUGGGUCUUCAACGCCACAGAUGCUGUUUCGGGACCUCCUCGCCAACUUCAAUGCGAUCACCUGCACACUUUUGACGCCAUAAUCUCGGACCAUGAAGUACCUCUCGUUUCCUCCACGCCGGGGCGGCUCAAUGCAGCCCUCGGUGAGGUUGGGGGGUGCCUCGGAAAAGUUUAUAUACCAUGAAUCGCCCAGUCCCUAGAGUAACACCAUUGGGACAACAGACAGUAUACAUCACAAGUGUGUGAUUUGAAGAGCUCGAGCGAGCUCAGAGGUUCCUCUGGACAAGCGGGGCCAAAGUUGGCCCGCUGGAAAGACAAAUCCGAAUGACAACCGUUUCGCCGGGGCUGUCAUCCGAAAACGUGGGAGGUUGGGGGGUUUCUUCAUGUAAUAUUCGAGACGUCUGGAAGGCCAAUGCACAACUAUCGUGAAUCUCGGCUUCA
Molecule: messenger RNA, 570 nt
Organism: Hyaloscypha bicolor E
Lineage: Eukaryota; Fungi; Ascomycota; Leotiomycetes; Helotiales; Hyaloscyphaceae
Exons: 1
Coding region: 98-313 (71 amino acids)
Source: RefSeq, a predicted model, not a curated record